Sander lucioperca (pikeperch) is the source of this 3927-nucleotide messenger RNA. It is a transcript of the gene asph, whose product is annotated as aspartate beta-hydroxylase. Bases 206 to 2059 code for a protein of 617 amino acids. Gene Ontology annotation, molecular function: peptidyl-aspartic acid 3-dioxygenase activity. The record is from RefSeq and is a predicted model, not a curated record. Gene Ontology annotation, cellular component: endoplasmic reticulum; membrane. Gene Ontology annotation, biological process: peptidyl-aspartic acid hydroxylation. Lineage: Eukaryota; Metazoa; Chordata; Actinopteri; Perciformes; Percidae. The transcript is spliced from 12 exons.
CAGAAAAAAAAUCACAGAGAGCAAGGAGAACUGACAUAUGAGCAAGAGUAGAAAGCCAGUAGAGAAAGAGGGGAGGGACAGAAAGAGACUGAGAGGAGGCAAGACCAGGAGGCAGAGAUACCCUUAGCUUGGACUGUAGGCUGUCUUUGUGGCCAGUUAACCUGUUAUUCGGUUAGUUGGCAAGCCAGGCCGUCACUUGGCAGGGAUGGGUGAUCCAGCGACCCUGGUCGAGUCCGUCACAACUCCUGUUGUCACGGCAAUCCCCACGGUGACAGCUGGGGAAAUGCAAGAUGUUAAUAAAGCCCAAUCAGCCAAUAAGAAUGGGAAGAAGGCAGACUCUGGGUCCAGCAGCGGCAGCUUCUUCACCUGGUUCAUUGUCCUGGCCCUGCUGGGUGUCUGGACAUCUGUAGCCGUGGUUUACUUCGACCUGGUCGACUAUCAGGGAGUCGUUGACAAGGCUAAGGGCAUACAAAUUAACCUGUCUGAGGCCUUGCAAGGUAAACUGGUGGCAUACGAUACAGACGGCGAUGGUGAUUUUGAUGUCGAGGAUGCUAAAGUUCUGCUAGGACUGAAAGAGAAGGCCGUUGUCGUCACUUCCCGUAAAGAAGAAGCCGCUGCCCCAGUGGAGACUCCUGAUGCUGAACCUACACCAGAAGCUGUUAUUGAGCCUGAGCCUGAGCCUGUGGAAGAUGUGAUUGAAGCUGCUGUAGCAGAGGACACUUCUGCACCUGCACCAGAGCCUGAACCUGAGGUAGCAGCUGAGCCUGAGCCCGAACCAGAGCCUGAACCAGAGCCUGAACCAGAGCCUGAACCAGAGCCUGAACCAGAGCCUGAACCAGAGCCUGAACCAGAGCCUGUGGAGACUCCUGAGGUGAUUGAGGAGGAUCCAGAGGUGCUGGAGGAGGAGCUUCCUGCUGUGGAAGAGGAUGCCCCUGUGGAGGAGGCUGUUCCAGUUGAGGAGGUUGCAGAGAUGAUGGCAGACCAGUCUGAAGAGGAGGCAGCAGCUGAAGAGGAAACGGCAACAGAGCAGGCUAUGGAGGAGGAGGCCGAGGAGGCCACGGAGGAAUUUGUAGCGGAGGUGGAGGUUGCAGUGGAGGAAGACGAGGAGACUGCGGAGGACAUUUUAGCAGAGGUGGAGGAUGCAUUGGAGGAAGACGAGGAGGCUGCCGACGAGGCCGUGGAAGAGCCUGCUGCAGUGGAGGAGACCGAGGAGGCUGCUGCUGAAGAGGUGGGAUCAGAUGCUUAUACUGUAGAGGAAGAGGAAGCUGCUCCUACAGAAGAAGCUGUUGAGGAGCCCGCUGAAGAGGAGGCAGCACCUUCAGAAGAAAGUGUCGAAGAGGUAGCGCAAGAAGAGGAGGCAGCACCUUCAGAGGAACCUGCUGAAGAGGAGGCAGCUCCAACAGAAGAAUCUGUGGAGGAGGAUGCGGAAGAGGAGGAGGCAGCACCUUCAGAAGAAGCUGCUGAGGAGUUAGCACAAGAAGACGAAGCAUAUCUUUCAGAAGAGGCAGUGGAGGAGGCUGUAGAAGAGGAGGCAGCUCCCUCAGAAGAGGCAGUGGAGGAGGCUGUAGAAGAGGAGGCAGCUCCCUCAGAAGAGGCAGUGGAGGAGGCUGUAGAAGAGGAGGCAGCUCCCUCAGAAGAGGCAGUGGAGGAGGCUGUAGAAGAGGAGGCAGCUCCCUCAGAAGAGGCAGAGGAGGAGGCUGUAGAAGAGGAGGCAGCUCCCUCAGAAGAGGCAGUGGAGGAGGCUGUAGAAGAGGAGGCAGCUCCCUCAGAAGAGGCAGUGGAGGAGGCUGUAGAAGAGGAGGCAGCACCUUCAGAAGAAGCUGCGGAGGAAGCAGCUCCCUCACAAGAGGCAGAGGAGGAGGCUGCUGAAGAGGAGGAGGCAGCUCCCUCAGAAGAGGCAGUGGAGGAGGCUGUAGAGACAGAGGCAACUCCAGAAGAAGUCGUAGUGGAGGAGCAAACGGUACCAGUAACAGAGACGGAAGAAGUAGCACACGAAGCAGAGGAUGCAGCAGAAGAAGCAGCAGAGGAACAGAUUCAGGAUGAGCCCACAGAAACGUAAAGGCUGCCGCCAUCGUCGUGGUGACGGAGCAGGGACCCACUGACCUUGCAUCAGCACCAUCUGAGCGUGCUCAGAGCGAUGAUGCACCCCUCCACCUCCAGAGAAACAAUUGAGUCGUUAUGACAACACUCUCUCCCCAUCUGCCCCCCCCCCCCCUCCCCCUGUUUUCCCACCUUCCUUUUUCAAAUUUUUUUCUUUUGGUGUAAACGUGAGAUAAUGGCUAACUUGUUUACUAAUAUGGUACUCCCUGUUUUUACCCUUCUCGUUUUUCUUUCAAUCACCGUUCUUAAAGCACCCAUUUCCAUUUUUGUUCAGGGUGAUUGAGUUCUGUGGGACUGGCCAUGUGAAAGCUGUUUGUUCUCCUUACAGCCAGUCUACCGGAGUCUGUAACGUUAAACUGCUCUGGAACUUUUAUUUUGAAGUCUCUGUGAUAGUUUGGCUUCCUGGAGCUGAAUUCUGUUAAGUAAACUGAGACCAAAGUUGAUAGCCGGGCCGUCGUCGGACAGUUUGAAAUCGGUCUGCGUUCGAAGACUCAGACUGCAGACUUUCUCCACUCUGGGCCUUUCCCUCCUGAUUUAAAAAACAAAACAAAACAAAAAAUCAGCUUGACGGAGGUAUCACAAUAUAUUAUUUUAAAUUAAGUCAUUUAAAUCCAAACAAAAUGAUAUUUUCUGCCCCUCUUAAGUUCAGAAUUUAGAAGCCCAUCUCCAUUCAGCUUGUUAGUUCUGCUCAGUGUUGUAGAUUCUAUGCAAAGCUGUCGUGAUGUCCGUAACCUACCUCCCCCCCCCCCCUUCCUCACCCAGCCAGUUAAUUUACCACUCAGUAUAUGUGUCAACUCCAGGAUGAGCCGUAUGCUAGCAUGUGAAUUCAGAGAAAGCACGGGUGUGUGUGUGUGUGUGUGCGUGUGUGCGUGCGUGUGUGGAUGUAUUCCUUCGAUGUAUCCAGUGAUGAGCGCGUUCUUGUGUGUUGACAAGUCUUUUACUCACCAAUACUUUCUGUGAGCAGUAGAAGUCGUGAUGUGGUUUCAAGGAGUUUGUUUAACUUUUUUCUUUCUUCUCGUUUGUUCUCUAGCUAACUUUACCUCCGUGUGUUUGUGUUCUGUAGAUGCCUAGCGGUUUUUUUGUUUAGUUUGUGUUCCAUUUUCAGAUAUGAUUCCCUAGAUCAUCUGACCAGACGAUCUUAAAGUCUGAUAUGAAGUUAUAACUUUAAACUUCAGCUCUUAAGUUUUAAACUGUGAUGUAAAUGAGGACAUCAUGGACGGUGCAAAGCUGUCACACUGUGGUGUAAAGAUUUUUUUUUUUUUCUCCAAAUGGAUCUGGCUGUCAGGCUGAUUCCACGUUCUUUAGUGGUAGCGUCGGUGUAAAAGAGGAGUUAUCUGUGGCUCACAGAUCAGGCAUCAUGUUCCUGUGGAUGUCGGCCAUAACUAGCUGACUGCCAACCAGUUUAAUGAACAAGAUUUUUGGUUUCUAUCAUCAGUGGCAUGUGUUUGAUUCCAAAAGGGAGACUUAGUGACACAUUUCUUUAGUCACUGUUCCCUUUUCCUUUGUGAAAUCAGAAUCUGUCUUGGUGUGUGUUUUUUUUUUUUUAAUUUUUUUUUUUAUUAUUGAUCCAUGGUAACAUCAUCUUACAAACCAUUCCAUCACAUAACUAAAGUUUAAUGAUUAAGAAGGCCUAUUGAGAGCGUUAUGUAUUUAGUUUUGAACCUGCAGGUGAACAUCUUUUGGUGUCCCUGUUGUAUUACAAGAGAUAGAACUGUGACACUAAGGGCGUUCUCACACCUCUAGUUUGUUUAGCUCUGGUCCGAAUCAGUUGAUGAGUUUGUAAACUUGGAGCGUUUCCCUUUUUGGUUCGGUUUCAUUUCACACAGA